UGUCAUUUUACUUCAUUUCCAACGGACAAUGUUUAGCGAUCCAUUCCUUUGCUAAAGCAGCAAGGCUAACUACACUCUCGAUGUUCAUCAUUUUGGUUUCCUGGAUGGGAAAAAAAAUUAGUGUACAGAGGGUCAGAUUCAUUCAGAAUAUACCAAGACAGCGUUCUGUUGUUUCGGUCCCUGAAAAGGCGCUGGAUCAAUGGACUAGCCGUUGAUGAGCCCUUCCGCCGUUUCCAGGACGGUUUCCUUAGAUGAAGAAGCCUUGCUGUGCUGCUGGCUCCUGGUAGGACACCAAGCUGAAACACCAUAAACAAUCUCAUCUGCCGCCGAUUCGCGCACGACGUUCAAACCCGCGGGCUCCCUCCAAAUUUAUUCCGCGGAGACGAAACAGGCGGCGGCAGCUGCAUCUGCGCCCGCACGCCGACGACGCGGCACGCCAGCACCAGCCGCAUUGCCGCAAGUCGUCGUCGCCUUGCAUUAUUUUUUAUGUCCAGCACACCCAGAUCCCACCGCGGCCAAUGGCGAUCGAGUCAACUCCCGGGCCACAAACCCAGCCUCCCCCAGCCCGCCAUGCCAUCGUCACGCACGCCUCCCCCACCGCCGCGCGCUCGGCCCCAAUGCCAUGACCCCGCCGCUCCGCGGGCGCACCCCCGAUGCCGACGCGUCUCCCCCUCCUCGUCGCCGUCCUGCUCAUCCUCGGCGUCGCCCCGCUCCGGGGGCGAGGCGGCAAGGUCGCCACGGAGGUGCUCGCGCCGGACUUCUCGGCGUCGUACCUGCUCUUCAUCGACACCGUCGGCGUGUUCCUCGCGUCCCGGAGCGGCGCGUUCCACGCCGUGGUGCACAACCCGGGGGGCCAGCAGGAUCGGUUCUACCUCGCCGUGCUCCACGCGCCGUCCAAGACCUGCGUCUGGGUCGCCAACCGCGCCGCGCCCAUCACCGACCGCGCCGCGCCGCUGCAGCUCACGGCGGCCGGGCUCUCCGUCGAGGACCCCAACGGCACCGCCAUCUGGUCCACGCCGCCGCUCGGGGUGCCCGUCGCCGCGCUCCGGCUCGACGACCGCGGCAACCUCGCGCUGCUCGACGCCAGGAACGCCACGCUCUGGCAGUCGUUCGACCGCCCCACGGACACCAUCGUGUCGUCGCAGAGGCUCCCCGCCGGGGCGUUCCUGGCGUCCGCCGCGUCGGAGUCCGACCUGUCGGAGGGGGCCUACCAGCUCAACGUGACGGCGGCCGACGUGGUGCUCACGUGGAUGGGAUCCAUGUACUGGCGGCUCUCCAAUGACGGCAGCUCCACCAUGGACCGAGGUGGCACCGUCGCGUACAUGGCCGUGAACGGCACCGGGCUGUACCUCCUCGCGGCGGACGGCGGGGUCAUCAUCCAGGUUUCGUUGCCGGCGGCCGAGCUGCGAAUUGUUAAGCUUGGGUACGAUGGGAAGCUGCAGAUCUCAAGCUUCGCGUCGGCGAACUCGUCGACGGCGCCGAUGGACGGCGGGUUCGCGGCGCCGAGCGACGGGUGUGCUCUGCCACUCUCCUGUGGCCCGCUCGGGCUCUGCACGCCCAAGGGCUGCACGUGCCCACCCAUGUUCGCGGCGUCGCACGACGGCGGCUGCGCGCCGUCCGACGGCUCCGCUCCGCUCUCCGUCGCCUCGUGCGGCGGCGCUGGCGACGCUAGCAGCCUGCCGGUCUCGUAUCUCAGCCUUGGCAAUGGCGUCGCGUACUACGCCAACAAGCUCGCGCCGCCGACCUUGGCCGGAGACAACAUUUCUUCGUGCCAGGCUCUCUGCACCAGCAACUGCUCUUGCCUCGGUUACUUCUACGACGACUCCUCCUUGUCCUGCUACCUGGUGACGCACCAGCUCGGCUCCUUCAUGAGCGCAAACUCCAUCAAUGGCUCCGACUCCGACAAGCUCGGGUACAUCAAGGUCCAGAGCUUGCAGCAAUCGAGGUCAUCGGGCAGCUCUUCAAACAGCAACCUCAUCGCCAUACUCCUCCCAACAAUCGUCGCGUUCGUGCUCAUCGUCGUCAUUUGCGCCAUCGUAAUCACGUUGUGGCGUAAAGAAGGGCGGCGGCGCUCGUCGCGUUCCAGGGACCUGCAGCUCCGGCGGCAGCGCUCGCCGUCGGAUUCGGCGCACCUCGUGCGGGACAUCGACGACGACAGCGACGACAUCGUCAUCCCCGGCCUCCCGACCAGGUUCACGCACGACGAGAUCGAGGACAUGACCAACGGCUUCCGCAUCAAGAUCGGCGCCGGCGGGUUCGGCUCCGUGUACAAAGGCGAGCUCCCAGACGGCUCGCAGGUGGCCGUGAAGAAGAUCGAGGGCGUCGGGAUGCAGGGCAAGCGCGAGUUCUGCACCGAGAUCGCCGUCAUCGGUAACAUCCACCACAUCAACCUCGUGCGCCUCCGGGGCUUCUGCACCGAGGGCCAGCGCCGCCUCCUGGUCUACGAGUACAUGAACCGGGGCUCCCUCGACCGAUCGCUGUUCCGGCCUGCCGGCCCUCUGCUGGAGUGGAAGGAGAGGAUGGACGUCGCCGUCGGGGCGGCGAGGGGGCUCGCGUACCUCCACUUCGGGUGCGACCAGAGGAUCAUCCACUGCGACGUGAAGCCGGAGAACAUCCUGCUCGCGGACGGCGGCCAGGUGAAGAUCGCCGACUUCGGGCUCGCGAAGCUCCUCACGCCGGAGCAGUCGGGGCUCUUCACGACGAUGCGGGGCACCCGCGGGUACCUCGCGCCGGAGUGGCUCAGCAACGCCGCCAUCACCGACCGCACCGACGUGUACAGCUUCGGGAUGGUGCUCCUGGAGCUGGUGCGCGGCCGCAAGAACCGCAGCGAGCACGUUAGCGGCGGCGAGGCCUCCAACAACUCCUCGGGCAGCUCGUCGCGCGGCGCGAGGAGCGACUACUUCCCGCUGGCGGCGCUGGAGGGGCACGAGGCCGGGGAGUACGCGGAGCUGGCCGACCAGCGGCUGCAGGGGCGGGUGGUGGCCAAGGAGGUGGAGAGGGUGGUCAGGGUGGCGCUGUGCUGCCUCCACGAGGACCCGACCCUGCGGCCGAGCAUGGCCGUCGUGGCCGGGAUGCUCGAGGGCACCAUGGAGCUGCGGGAGCCGCGGGUGGACUUGCUCGGGUUCCUCCGGUUCUACGGCCGAGGGUUCUCUGGGCCGGUGGACGGCGGAGGCAGCGACAUGAACCUCAAGCAUAUGGGGGCGUCCCCCGGGGACCGAUCGGGGACGACGACGUUGACGACGAUGAGCGGGUGGCCAUCGUACAUGUCGUCGACUCAGCUCUCCGGGCCGAGAUAGCGAAAGAACGGGCGCGAAAUUGUUUGAUUCUAGAGUUAGAGUGUACAAUCCAUCACGAGUACUUAUGAUUUUGUUCCUUGAUAGAGAAGAACAGAGGAAUUUAUCUGUGUAUCUACGAGGUACCCUGCCGGUCCAUAU
Molecule: messenger RNA, 3434 nt
Organism: Setaria italica (foxtail millet)
Lineage: Eukaryota; Viridiplantae; Streptophyta; Magnoliopsida; Poales; Poaceae
Product: G-type lectin S-receptor-like serine/threonine-protein kinase At5g35370
Exons: 1
Coding region: 654-3296 (880 amino acids)
Biological process (GO): protein phosphorylation
Molecular function (GO): protein serine/threonine kinase activity; ATP binding
Source: RefSeq, a predicted model, not a curated record